Papaver somniferum (opium poppy) is the source of this 1233-nucleotide messenger RNA. Its product is annotated as B2 protein-like. The transcript is spliced from 6 exons. Bases 263 to 1027 code for a protein of 254 amino acids. Gene Ontology annotation, biological process: response to endoplasmic reticulum stress. Lineage: Eukaryota; Viridiplantae; Streptophyta; Magnoliopsida; Ranunculales; Papaveraceae. The record is from RefSeq and is a predicted model, not a curated record.
CUGUGAUACUGUUUCUUAGUUCCUCUCCCCUCUCUCUCUCUCUCUCUCUCUCUCUCUCUCCAAAUUGAGUACAUUUUUCUUGCGAUUGUCAAAUGAGUGGUUGGUUCAAAUUCAAAUUUUAGCUUUGUGAAUCACAGUCAUAAUCAAAUUACAACCAACUGAGAGCCCAGGACAACAAACCACACUCCAACACGCUCAGUGGAAAAGAUGAAAGAAAUUUAAAGUAUCAUUGAGAGAAAGAGUGAUAGGAAGACAAGGAGAGAUGAUCAAGAACACCAACAACAGCAACUACAAUGGAAGCUCUCUAUGGCAGAGUGGAACAGAUUUGUUUAAGAGAGUUGAUUUGGGAUCAAAUGAUGAGCAGACAUGGAAGAUUGCAGCUUCAAGACUUGCUCUGGAUAAUCAAUUGAUGAGGAGGAAGAAAAUGACUGAAAUGUUAUUGUUAAAUCAACAAAAUGUAGAUGAAGUGAAAGACCCAUUUUUUUCUUCUCCGUCUCCAUUGUGUAAAUCAGUUAGUUUCUAUGGACAACAACAACUUCAACAAUGCAUGAACAAUCAGGUUUUGGGGCAAGCAGAUAAAUGGUAUAAGCCAUUACCACCAGCUGAAAUGUUGCCUAGAGAUGAAGUCUUAGGUGGUUAUAUCUUUGUUUGCAACAAUGAGACCAUGCAAGAGGAUCUACGCCGUCAACUCUUUGGCCUUCCACAGAAAUAUAAAGAUUCAGUGAGGGCAAUAACACCAGGUUUACCCCUCUUUCUGUAUAACUACACAGCUCACCAACUUCAUGGAGUGUUUCAGGCUGUAAGUUUUGGAGGUUCGAAUAUAGACCCAACUGCAUGGGAAGAUAAGAAGUGCAGAGGAGAAUCAAGAUUUCCAGCUCAAGUAAGAAUCCGAGUUAAAAGGAUGUGCAAACCACUUGAAGAAGAUUCAUUCAGACCAAUCUUGUUUCAUUAUGAUGGACCAAAGUUUCGUUUGCAGCUCUCAGUUCCUGAGGCACUUGCAUUAUUGGAUUUGUUCAAGGAAGAUUAAAUGUAGCGAACACAACAAUCUCUAACUGUGAAGUUCCUACAUUUUGUUACUGAACAAAAAAUGAAAUAUGGAAAUAGAUUUUAGGAAGAGGAGAGACUCAGAAGUCGUGUGAGGAGAAAUAUUAGUGUGCAUCUAAUGUAUUAAGUAAUGUAUAUGAAUUGUCAGUAUAAGUUAAUGGAUAACUAGGAAAUGCAUAUUAUAAUAAU